This is a messenger RNA of Vombatus ursinus (common wombat), 864 nucleotides long. Its product is annotated as HLA class II histocompatibility antigen, DRB1-13 beta chain-like. Gene Ontology annotation, biological process: positive regulation of T cell activation; peptide antigen assembly with MHC class II protein complex; immunoglobulin production involved in immunoglobulin-mediated immune response. Gene Ontology annotation, molecular function: MHC class II protein complex binding. Gene Ontology annotation, cellular component: MHC class II protein complex; membrane. The record is from RefSeq and is a predicted model, not a curated record. Lineage: Eukaryota; Metazoa; Chordata; Mammalia; Diprotodontia; Vombatidae.
AUGGUGUGUGUCUUACUCCCCACAGGCGCCUGUAUACAAGUUCUGGCUAUGACCCUGUUGGUUGUAAAUUCCCACAUGGUUGCAGGCAGACACACCCCAGAGCACUUCACCGAGCAUGCUAAGUCCGAGUCUCACUUUGAGAACGGGACGGAGCACAUGAGGUUUGUGGAUGGAUACAUCCACAACCUCGAGGAGUUUAUGCGGUUUGACAGCCACGUGGGGGAGUACGUGGCGCUGACGGAGCUGGGAUGUCCCAGUGCUGAGUAUUAUAACAGCCGCAAGGAGAUUCUGGCAGACACGGCGGCGGUGAACUGGUUCUGCAGGGUCUACUGCAAGGUGUCUGAGCUCUUCUCAGUGCACAAGAGCGUUAUGCCUGAGGUGAUUGCGUAUCCAUCAAAGAUGGCCCCCCUGGGACUCCACAACCUGCUUGUCUGCUCUGUCAGUGGUUUCUAUCCUGGAAACAUUAAGGUCAGGUGGUUCCUGAAUGGGCAGGAGGAGACAGCAGGGAUUGUGUCCACAGGCCUCAUCAGCAAUGGAGACUGGACCUACCAGAUCCUUGUGAUGCUGGAAAUGACCCCCAAGCGUGGAGACAUGUACACCUGCCAAGUGGAGCACUCCAGCCUUCAGAGACCUGCCAUGUUGGGUUGGAAAGCACAGUCUGAAUCUGCCCAGAGUAAGAUGCUGAGUGGAGUUGGGGGCCUCGUGCUGGGGCUGAUCUUCUUUGGGGUUGGCCUCAUUGUCCACAAGAGGAGUCAGAAAGGAAAUCAAGGUUCUCAACCAAGAGUCUCCCUCCCAUGUUUGGAGGCCCCUGCUUGUGCCCAGAGCUCCAAGAGAUUAGUUCUACUGACUCCUUCCCUGGAAUAG